Prorocentrum cordatum is the source of this 1877-nucleotide messenger RNA. Lineage: Eukaryota; Dinophyceae; Prorocentrales; Prorocentraceae. The record is from the annotation of a GenBank genome assembly.
GGAACGACCCAUCCUGUAACGUUUGCAAGCACUGCGGCAGUUCGAGGAGCUGCCCUAACCAAUGUUCGACACGAAGACGCUGCAGCUCUGCGUUUUGGAAGCAGCCCCCCCCCAUCUGUCGCUUGGACGGCCGGGAAAGGUCAUGGUAAUCAUGCCAGUUUUGCUCGUUCGAAUGGCAGCCCCCUUUCAAGGCGCUGCCGGCGCAAGCACACGCGGCGGCCUCUCCGCCGACGACCUCGAGGAGUUGGACGGGGCCCUCGCCGAGCUCACGGGCAGCACGCAGCAUUUCGAAACAGCGGAGGCAGCCCUCGAGAAGCAGAGCGCCGAAGCCCAGAGGCUCGGCCAGGAGCUCGGAGAAGGCGAUGAUCGGCACAGGCCGCUCGCCCGGCAGCUGCGCGCUACCGUCGCAUCACCAUGCCCCGCCGCCCCCGUCGGGCUCUCCAUCCGCGGCAUCUUGGACGGGGAGGCGCAGGACAGGGCGGCUCGGGGCCUGGGGCAGGGCCGCAGGAAGGCCUCUAGCAUCAAACGCGAUGCCUUCAUUCAUGCUCGGCCCAAGGCGGGGGACGCCCCCGCGAAGGUCGAGGUGGGAUCGUCUGGAUCCCGCGAGGCGUCAGCAUUGCCGUCGCCAGCGUCGACUUACAGGGCGGUCGAGGCCGCGAGCGAGACCAGGGCAUGGGAGCUGACGCCCACCGGCGCCCUGAGUGAGUUCGCGGAUCUCGGGCAAACGCGGCCGGGGCCGACCCUGGCAACGCGGGCGCCGAGGCGACCCCGAGAGCACAUUGAGGCAAGUUGCCUGGCGCGCGCGCUGGAGUUUCCAGGUGCUCCGAGGGCGGGGCCUUCAGCGCGCCGCGGGGGCGUCGCGGCGCCCUCGCCCUACUUCAACGCGGAGUUGAGAGAGCCGGCGCGCCUGCCAGGAGACGCAGGCGCCGCGCGGCGGCGCGCCGCCCAGCUGGAGAGCGGCGUCGCUGCCAGACGGCGGGCACGCGCGCACCCUUGGGAAGUCCGCAAGUAUUACCAGAGUUGGUGCACUGCCCUGUUCGAGGACAUCGGCGUGAACCGAUGUCUGCGACGCGCGCGCUGCGACUGCGCGGCCAAGCUUUCGGGGCCCAGCAAGUGCGUGACCCUCGGGAAGGGCGCGCUCCGCGCUGCAGCCUGCGGUGCUUGGCGGUUCGCGCGGGGAGAGGAGGUUCCGCCAGAUGUCAUGGCUACGGGCGGAAGCAUUUCCAUCGACGGCAGCUGCGCCGGCCGCCCGACUCGCGAGCUAACGCGGGCAGCGCUGCACGAGGGCGAUGCCGCCGCGUCAGAAUGCAAGAUGGAACAGAAAUCCAAUGCGAGCAGCCUGACCCCAGGAAUACUGACGUGCGAUUGUGCUUGCCUAGACGGCAUAUCCAGAGCUGGCAGCUCCGAGCCCGUGCCCUUCGCGCCUGCCGGCACUUUCGUCACCAAGAAAGUCACGCACGACGUGGCGAUGAUCACAGCAGGCAAGAAGCAGAAGCUCAUUUUGGGAAACAUCGACUCUCUGCGAGAUUGGGGGCACGCCAGGGACUACGUGAAAGGCAUGUGGAUGUUCCUGCAGCAGGAGAAGGCCGUCGACUACGUGCUGGCGACAGGCAAGCAGUACAGCGUGCGGGACCUGGUGACCCUGUGCUUCGAGAUGGUGGAGAAGCCCGUCGAGUGGCGCGGCGAGGGUCUGUCCGAGGAGGGCGUGUGCAAGGCGACCGGCCAGGUCAAAGUGCAGAUCUCUCCGAAGUACUUCCGGCCGACGGAGGUGGACACCUUAUUGGGUGACCCUACAAAGGCCAAGAAAGAGGUCGGGUGGGAGCCGGAGUGCUCUUUCAAAGAGUUGGUGUACGAGAUGAUGGAGUACGAUCUUAAGG